CUCUUGAUCAUUUAAAAACUGGGUGCUAGUUUGUGCAUACUUUCAUUGGUAAAACGUGUCUUAUAUUACCUCGAGAGUGUUAUUUCUUUUCUUUAUUCUUCGCCCAAAAGUUAUUUCACCGAGUGUGACUCGGUUAGUCUUUUUUGUUGUUAGGGGCCCAAAGCAACCUUAGUUCCAUUUUCUCUCUCCCCACAGGUGCUUCAAUUUCCCAGUGGUACUAUGACUUGAAAUAACAACAAUCCACAGCCUGAGGUUGCCAAGUCAUGGGAAAAAAAAAAAAAUCGAACAAAAAAACAAAACAAAUGGAAUGUUGUGUAAGUUUGGGGGCCCCCUAGUGGCAGGUGCUUCGUGCCCUUGGGUCAUGAGAGCUGAUAGUGCUGAUGUAGAGAGUUUGCUUCUCUGUCAAACUCUAGCCAAUGAAUUCUCACUCCGUCCCAUUUCCUGGUGCGGUUUAAUUCUACAAACCAGGAGACAAGAGCACGAACAAUGCAUUAUAGUUCAUGCCGAGCUGGAUUAUACGCCUUCAUGAUAUUAAAGUGGCUCAACAAGCUGCAUUCUUUGCGCCGUAUAUACUUUUUUUGUCUUCCUGGUGUGAAUCAUCUUUCACUUGUACGGAAUCUUUGCGCCAAACGAGUUCCCCUGACAGCAUGAGACAACACACACAAAAGCGCAUGCACUGAGUGAGCUCAGUCUGUUAUGGUGGCGGCUGCAAAAGUUGACUAAAUAAUGGAUCAUCAGCAUGCGCUGUUGUUGUCGGACCUUUGCCACAAGUACGGGCAAGUACAGCUCGCUCUUUUUCGGGAUUUUCUUGCAUGGAAGGACAUUAGGAAGAACUGGAGGAGAAGUUCUGGCAGCACUUCCCCAACAGCUCACGGCCAUGCCGUUCACACAUCUGAAAUCGUGGCCGUACACAAGACGGACACCAGCGACCAGACAAGGGCAACAAAGCACCUUCAGCUCAACCCACACGCAUUCACAGUUUUCUACGUGAGGAGGACGACGCAGCAUCAGUGGCGAUGCGACGACGUCACAUUUUAUUGUGACAAUCUGGGACUCUGCCAGCACUGGAUUCAGACGAUCAACGAUCAACUGGCAACGCAGAUGACAGAGCGGGCCAAUCACGCCAGAGAUCACUUGAAAACGGAAGCAAAUCUGGAUCAGUACGAUGGAGUGGUGUCCGUGGGCGGAGACGGGAUGUUCAACGAGAUCCUGCACGGCUUGGUCGCCAGGACCCAGAGCGAGCACGGCAUCGACGCCAACCGACCCGACGCCCAUUUGGCGCCAUGUUCCCUCCGCAUCGGGAUCAUCCCAGCGGGCUCCACUGAUUGCAUCUGCUUUGCGACAGUGGGAACCAACGAUCCGGUUACGUCCGCCUUGCACAUUAUUGUCGGUGACUCCCAACCCAUGGACGUGUCCUCGGUGCACCACAACGACACAUUCCUCCGAUAUUCCGUUUCGUUGCUGGGCUACGGCUUCUACGCCGACAUUCAGACCGACAGCGAGAGGCAGCGAUGGCUGGGCCCCGCUCGAUAUGACCUGUCGGGGGUAAAGACCUUUCUGAGUCACAACUAUUAUGAAGGCACCGUCUCGUUCGUCACGGCUGACGACAACGUGGGCGACCCUCGGGACAAGGAGCAGUGUCGCGCCGGGUGCCGCGUCUGCCAGCGCAAGACCUCGUUACGGGAGCCGCGCCAUGACGACCCGUCGCACGCGGGUAAAGUCAAUGAGACUUGGACCGACAUACACGGGAAAUUCAUCGCCAUCAACGCCGCCAACAUGAGCUGCGCGUGUCCCCGCAGUCCGCAGGGCCUGUCGCCCGCCGCCCACUUGGCCGACGGCACCGCCGACCUCAUCCUGGUGCGCAAAUGCUCCCGCUUGGACUUCUUCAAGCACCUCCUUCGCCACACCAACAAGGAAGACCAGUUUGACCACUCCUUCGUGGAGGUCCACCGGGUGCGCAAGUUCCGCUUCCAGCCCCGCCACGAUGACCCGGUGUCGCUGGAGGACCUGAGCGGGCCCCAGAAGCAAGCGGACCAGGGUCCCGUUUGCUCCCGAGUCGCCGGGUGCCACUACGGCAACUGCGGCUGCAGCCACUGGACGUGCGACGGCGAGAUCCUGCCUCACGUUGCCAUCCAAGUCAGUGUCCAGUGCCAGCUGAUCAGAGUGUUUGCCCGCGGCAUCGAGGAGAAGAACCACCACCAGAGUCCGGUGUGGCUUCUGGAAGCGGCGGCGCACCAAUCUGCCGGCUGAAAGCACAUUUUGGCGAGCUCGCUUUUCUGUGGUCCAGGCUUCAAGGAGCCACAAGAGAUGAUGAAUCCAAAAAAAAAAAAAAAAACAGACCAGAUCAAUUCAAAAGACUCAUUCAUGUUCCUUUGAUGAAGACAGAUGUGAUUCAGGGGCAAGUCUUGAAAAGAGCCCAUCUGAUCAACUAACAGGGCCCCAACGACGUCUUCCGGAUAAUAAGGCAAAGUGGUUGCUAAGUGGCGCGGUGUGUCUCAGCGCCGCUGCGACGACGCACCUGCGGCUCCGCCGCGGCUAAAAGCGAACCGCUCGCAAGCUCGGCUGAAAUGAGCCCCGAAUGAGAUUAUUUUGUUGCCGUCAUUAGAGACCUCCGGAUGUCAAGCCGGUCUUGAUGUCUCUUGGGGAAAGGUUACAGUAGAUUUGUGACUAUUUUUGAAGUCGGCGAUAUUAUUUAUGCUAGCGCGGGUAUCUUCGUGUCACGUGACUCUCAACUCAUCGACGGACAAAACAAAACAAAAAAAUAAAUAAAUAAACUUUUCUCCAA
Messenger RNA from Hippocampus comes (tiger tail seahorse), 2785 nucleotides. RefSeq names its product ceramide kinase (gene cerk). The record is from RefSeq and is a predicted model, not a curated record. Gene Ontology annotation, biological process: phosphorylation; ceramide metabolic process. The coding region runs from base 727 to 2250 and encodes 507 amino acids. The transcript has 12 exons. Gene Ontology annotation, molecular function: ceramide kinase activity. NCBI's taxonomy places the organism in Eukaryota, Metazoa, Chordata, Actinopteri, Syngnathiformes, Syngnathidae.